ACCUUUACCUUACAGCGAUGAGCGCCGUGUCAACGUCGUUGCGGCCACCGAUGCCCCUCAAUCGACAACUUUACUUAACAUGUUUGUUCCUGUAAAUAAUCAAUUUAUCUGCAAUGAAGCUGACGAACAAAAAGAAAGAAAAUGGACAGAAAAUAAAUAAGAAAAGUAAAGCCAAAUUGAACAGAAACUAAGAGCACUGGCAAUUCUAUCAACUAUUCCAUAUAAUGGGUGUGUUUAUGGAAAGACUUCUAAUUUUUUUUUAAAUCUUCAUGCAGGAAACAUUUAUGGACAAAUUCGCCCAGAUUCAAAAGAAAAUGUAUAAAUUUGUUCUGAAAUUUUCUUGGCAAAACUAAUUAACGAAUCGAUACAUGUUUUGACAUUUCAAGAAAUUUAAUUGGGCAAUGUGUAUUCAAAGCAGAAAUGGUAAUACAAAGAAAUUCCGACAAAUAAUACAGUGGAAACACGCAAAACGUUUAAGCCUAUGUAUUUAGUUACGUAAUACUAGAUCAAUUAAAUUAUGACCUCGAACUAACAACAAAAGAAACUCUACAUUACAGACUGCUGGUUAAGCGAAAGGUGUUCUCAGUCUCAGUUGCUUCCCAGUGAAAGCGAGGAUUGUGGAAGGGAUGGGUUUGGAUUUUUUCUAGAAAGCUUUCGUCUGGAACUGGAACCAGUCAAGCAAAGGAACUAGACAAGAACAGGAGCAUUCGACCCAAUGACGUUCACUACUGCACAAAACGACAGGAAGGAUCAUAUGCAGUGAUUUCUUUUUGCCUUUUAAUUUUUUUUACCACAAGAAAGAUGAAAGAAAUUUCUCCGACGCAGGAUCGUCAAAAUGGAGCCGAAGUCCAAAAGACCUGUUGUAGCACCGAAAGCGAUGCUGCAGCAAAAGGAGCUGCUCUGGUGGAAGACAUCCUGGAAAACGGUUCGCACAAACCACUCGACACCUCACCAGCACUUUUACCGCCCUGGUACGACCACGAAUUGGUACUGAGAGGGCAGGACUAUUUUAGUUGCAACUUGUUCAAUAUGUUUGUGGUCAAACUUAGCGGUCUCUUGUCUUUAUUGUCAAUUCCUUCAAUUUUGGAAGUAUUGAGAUUGACAAAUAAAUCUUAUACACCUUUAUUGGCCUACAAAAGGUAUUUACAGACAAUAAAUCAGAUGUUAACCUGGUACCAGUCAGAUUUAAGGAAUCCAAACUCACAAGGGCGGCAUUCAAUGGAAGUUGUAAGAAAACAUCAUGCCUUUGCAUCUAAAUCUUACGGCCCAAUCACACAAAAAGACAUGGCGGUAACUCAAUUUGGUUUUGUCGGUUUUGCAAUAACUUCGUAUGAUCAACUUGGACUUCCUAAAGAACAAACUGGUCUUAUCCACUUAUGGCGAGUUAUUGGACACAUGCUAGGAAUACAGGACAGAUUUAACCUUUUUAGAGGCUGUGAUUUAUGUACCAGAUCAGCCUGCCUUGAAAUGAGGAAAAGAAUUUUUGGACCAUAUGUCAACGACCCACCUAAACAUUAUCACACCAUGUCGAAAGCAUUGUUGGAUGGGAUGUGGCCACUUGUCCCGCUAAUGAACCAGGCUGCUUUUGUCGAACAUACAAGGAGGCUCUGCGGGCUGCCUUCUAAGGAAUUGACAUUAUUGCCAUUUGUGUUUCUAUAUUGGCAAAUAAUUAUACAUAGAUUGUCUCAAAUAAAAGUAGUUGCAUUUGUGAUGUUACCAAUAUUAAAUUUUCAAAUUUGGCUGACAUUGUUUAUUCAAAAGACAGUGCCGAUUCUAGCUUUCAUUGCAUUUGGUAAACAAUAAUUUCAACUGAGAAAUUAAGGUGAUAAAUAUGUACACUAGUAAAUGUUUUUUGUUCCACUUGUAAAUAACAAAUGCUCACUACAGGGAAAAAACAAAUCUACAUUCUAUUGUAUGUUGUCAUUUGAAAUAUAACAAUAUAUUUUUGUAGUAUUCGU
Messenger RNA from Cimex lectularius (bed bug), 1958 nucleotides. RefSeq lists its product as uncharacterized. Bases 802 to 1803 code for a protein of 333 amino acids. The record is from RefSeq and is a predicted model, not a curated record. Gene Ontology annotation, molecular function: oxidoreductase activity. The transcript is spliced from 5 exons. NCBI's taxonomy places the organism in Eukaryota, Metazoa, Arthropoda, Insecta, Hemiptera, Cimicidae.